Messenger RNA from Leptosia nina, 360 nucleotides. Lineage: Eukaryota; Metazoa; Arthropoda; Insecta; Lepidoptera; Pieridae. The record is from the annotation of a GenBank genome assembly.
AUGGUGGCGUAUCGUGUAUCUAUGUACCUUAGUAGAUUUUUUCGAGGUGACUUAUGUAACGGGAGGCGUAAAUAUGACGCAGGCGCGAUUUUGGUUUCGCGUGAGAAAGGGUGCGUCAGUCGGCCCUCGGCGUCCAGAGGUGCUUCGCGCUCUGCGCCGCGCCCCUUACCGCCAGAGCGUGGCACGGGGCGUGGCGCUUACGUAAACACGCAUGCUACACCCGUCGCUGCGGCCACGCCACUGUCCGUCCUAGAACGACCCCAUGUCGGCCCGCCGCUUUCUCAAUUUAUGUGGAUAACUCAAAGCUCGCUGCCGUGCCACCACCGCAGCCAUUGCCAUCACCGUUUUCGGCGCUUAUAG